AUGGAGUUGCAAAUGGAGACCGUGUGUGUGUGUGCUGACGCUGCCCCAGCUGAAAAGGAACCAAUAGACAUAGACCCGGGCGGCAACAAUCGCCGUGCGCUUCCACUCUCCAGUAGUGCACCGACCCCGAACUGUGUACAAACGCGGAAGAUCGCGCAAUUUAUUCGGAAUGGUUGGGUUUCCUUCACCCGGCUUGGGAUGCGUAAGUGGAUGCGUGCACACACGGGUUAAACCUGCUUUCGGGCUCGACAGGCCAGCCGGAGUGGAGUAUAUCCGCCCGGUCCUCCCCUCGUGGUGCUCGGUGCAUGUGGCUGCUGUGGAGCUGCUCAUGUGUGGAUGAGUCUGUCUAGUGAAUCGUGAUGAUAUGACCGUAAAACCUUUAUUAACAGCGCAGAGGAUGAGGUUGGAUUGUGGCUCGGACGCUGGACACCGAGCCCAGUGGGUUUUGUGACAUCCUCAGCGCGCCACGCGUUUGUGGUAUGGAGAUAAGCGGGGCGUUUUUUUGUAUCCAGGAACAUUUUAUUUGUGGCUCUUGCGCUUUUGGGCACUGCGCAUGGUUUCAUCCAGCAGAGCUCAGAGAACUUGUUCACGAGGCAGAAAGUACCACACUUCUCAGUGUGGAAAGUGCAGAUUCAGACAGCUUGCCUACGGUGAAGUAGUGGGAGAAACUAAAUGUACAUUUUAUCGAUAUUACCGAUUAAAAGCACAAUUGUGGAUUAACAUUUAACUCUUGUUGUUAAAUGUAAAUCAAUGUUGAUGUAAUGCAUUUAGACAAGAUUUUACUGAGUGUCUGUCUACAUGACACUCAUUAUUACUGCUUAAAGUCAUUUACUGUGUUUAUGUUAAAGUUCCAUGUUUUCACGUGUUUUUGUCAGCCAAGAUCAAAGUAUGUACCUCUGCUGCCCUGUUACACCCUGAAUCAGUCUGCAGUGUGUCAGUGAUAUAAAUAGUUUGAAGUUGACAGUUAAAAACAAAUCAAGUUGAAUUUUCUAACCUGCACCAAGGGAAGUUGUUCCCUCAGGGACAGAUUCACCCUAGAAGUCCUGAGUCAGGCAGCCCUGCUGCUACGGACUAUUUUUGUCUUCCAUAAUUAAAUGUUCAAUUCAAGCUGCAUCGGUGCAACCAGCGUGUGACUGCUACUCUACUAUGGAAUUGUUGGACUGGACACUUGCUUUGCAUGUUUUGACAGAAAAUAUGAGUCAGUCCUGGUUGAAAUGUAGAGACUGCUCGACUGUACCUCUGCUGCAGAGUUAAUUAAUCAGAACAGAUUAGGCCCAUCACCUCUUGUAAAAGCUGCUGUGCAUAAGCAGCUAUGGACACAACGGACAAAGCCAGUCUGUGGUUACUGACUGAUGCUGGCUGUUGUGGACUCAGGAAAUAAAAAGAUGCUAAAAAGAAAUAGAUGGCCAGUCUAACCUUGAGGAGGAACAUGAAUGUGUAACUAGGACACGAGGGCAGAUAACAAAGUGGGUUAUAGGGCGCUAAAAAAAUCAAAGGAAUGAUUAGCAUGAAGUUGACUUUACUGACAAAAAUGCUCAAUUUUUCUUAUCAAAAAAAGUUAAAUGUUCUUCAAAUCCCUCCCAUUAAUAAGUCUUCUUAACGCCUCAGUUAGCUCUUUCUCAAAGUUUUGGGUCACAGCAAACUAAGAUCAGCCUUUCCUCAUUAGAACAGCAGCCUGUUCUGCCCGCCUGUAAACCUUCCCAGGUGUAAGAGUAUUUUAUUUUUUUUUUAAUGGAGAGGCUGUUGGCAGCAUCAGUAUAAUGGUGUCACUGUAUGAUUCAGUCAGUUUAAUGAUAUAGAGCUGUGCUCAGUCCCUGAGUCAGCUCAUCAGACUAGUGCUCAAGUUAAGUCAGUCAACAAACUCAUUAACCUGCCCGUCACGUCACCUAUCAGCGUUACAGACACAGAUGCUGAGAUAUACUUCAAGUUAGGCAAUCAGAAAAUCAAUGUCAGCCAGUCAAUGAAAAUUAAAGACAAAAACUGAGGCUGUGUAAUCCUAAACAGCUGUCGUUGCUGUGUCAGUGGUGAGGGUUCGCACUGUGGGUUUCAGCAGAGCCUGAUCUGUCAACAAAGCGCAACUUUCUCCACUCACUGUGGAGAAACAUCACAUUAAAGUCCCCCCUCUUGUACAGGAUAAAACGAUAAAUUAUUGUUUUACAGCGCUCCUCAGAUAUCACAUAAACAUGUGCUUUUGAGUGCCCCUAUCAUUUUAACUCAACUAUUGUCACGUAUUUCUAGUGGUGUGUUUUCAAAGAUCACAAGCAGGGCUCACCCACCUGGCCUGAAAAUACCCAGUAUGUAUCUUUUAUGGCCAAAUUUAUUCAAAUUCAUGUCAGCCACACUCUGCUGCUGAGCCUCCUUUUAUAGGUAUCCACAUGUGCGGUGUCACUACUUUAAUACACUGAACGGGCUGAAUUUUCUUUCCCUUUUUUUGAAGAUCAGCUGCAAAUUGAGCCAAAUCAAACAGUUUAGUACCCACUGUCCAGCUACAAAGUAUGUCCUGGCCUGAUUAUGUGAUGGACGUUCUCACAGAAUAAAAACAGUAGAGCUUGUGGCUGAGGGCGGCUCGGACUACACACAUCUCAGUCUGGUAUACUUUAAAAAAAAAAAGCCCUACUGCUCUCGGUGAGAGAGUGGAAGCUCUGUAUUUUAAAGUAAUGUGAGUGUGUGUGUGUGUGUGCACAACUGUGCAAAAGUGUGUCUUUGUGCAUUCAACAGGUAGUCCUCUACUUGCAAGAAGAAAAAAGAGAGCAGUGCUGAGGAUGAUUUGUCACAAAAUUGGUGUAAAAUUUUGACACAGAGGGGCAGCUGGUGUUUGUUUACAUUCGGGAUAAUAUCUACACUUUUGCACAUGUCCAUAACAUUGUCACAGAGGGCGCUAAAGCUACCUGAAGUCAGAUAUGGCAGUCGUAUUUGAGAGUCAAAGCAGUGUCUCUGCCCAGAUAUAGUUUGUUUCUUUUAUUUCAAUUAUCGUUUUUGAUCCAGUUGUCAGAAUGUCAGUCAGCCAAGUUCAGCAUGUGAACUAUAUGAAGCAUCAUUUGACAGCUUCAGAACUGGGCUUUGUCAAAGAGGAGAGUUUGUUGGAUUAAUACAAGUUCUCAGUUAUUGAGUGAAUAUACUUGAUGUCUCUGUUGAAAGAGUUAAGUGAGAUGAAGAACUUAACUGUGAUACAAGCCUUAAAUGUUGAGUUGGAAGUUUCAUGUGGUUGUUAGUGCUGGGACAGGCUUAAACACAGCAUAACAUCAAUGCUGUCUAAAAACGUGAAUCUUUCUUAGUGAAGUAUGAUGCAAUAUAGCAACAGUGCGAAAGUGACUGAGCUCAAUAGAUCAAUAAGCCUUUUUUUCUUCAUAAGAGGAAGCAGCAAGUAGAGAGUCAAAACCACAGAGCACAACCUGUGAGUGUAGAAAAUUCCAAGUUACAAAGUGUAUUUUUAAGCACGGGGGAUUUCUGUCAGUAGGCCAAGUCAUGUUCCCAUCCUGUCCUGUGGUCAGGUAGCAGCGCUGUUGUGUCUGCCAGCAGUCAGCAUCAUGUCAGUGAGUGUGGAGUCCCUCCAUUAAGAGGAAGUCCUGACAGGUCGCCCCCUCACAGCCGUCGGAAAUAACAAGGAGGCAGAAGGCAGCAGGUUUUAGGCACACAUCUAUUUGUUCCAAAGCACCCAAGCAUACGUAGAAACAUAUGUUCAUGUCCAGUCUUACAUAUCAGGCACAACAAGGUCACUUUUGGAUGAGGAGUAAAGAAUCUGAAGUGUCAUCCUAAAGAACAAAUGCAGAUUUGUCUUAAAAAAUGAGAGUAGCUCCCAAAAGGGAAACACUUAAAUAAAUUGAUUUCUGGUUGAUAUAAACCAAAUUCACUGUGGAUUAUAGCAGGAGAUUGAAUUUAAACAUAUUUGCCCAUAAAUAUAGAGUACAGAGGUGAAUUAUUAAGAACCAGAAGUCACACUUUAACUGAGGAUGGUCAGUGUUUGAAAAUUGCAUUUCAAUCUGCUUGGAUCAUUGAAAUAAUGCCUCUUGAAUAUAUGAAUGGCUACAGAGGAAACCGCUCGUGUUGUCCUCCUGUGAGUUUAAUGACAGUGUACAGCUGCGAAAAAGACAGCGCCUUACUUGAAGCUGUAAAAAAAUCUUCAUUCUUGGGAUUGUCAGUCUUGGAGAUUUCUCAAAGUAUUACAGUUGAUUGGAUCAUAUCUCAGCCUUGCACCUACAAUAGAGGCUCAUGUUUCCCCCUCUUUUUUUUGGCGGAUAGGCUAUUCUUCCAGUGUUACCUCUCUCUGCUGGGAAGGAAAAGAAACACCAUUUUCAGACAGAAGUUAUUUUUUCAUUGAUCUUUUCAUUUUGUGCUCUCAGCUUGCGUAAGGAAGCGGUAUCACUUUUUCUUCAGCUGUUGUGAAAAUGAUGGUGGACACCACAGAGCACAUAAAUGGUAGUUAGUGACAGUUUGGAGCUUAUUCAGAUGUUAAAUUGCCUCCGAAAAUUUCACGCAUGUUACAGCAUUCAGUGAAUUUAGAACAAAAUGAUGAAACUGAAGUAGAAUUUGUCAUCUAUGAACAUGAACGUCCAGUAGUAAGCAGUAAAUGAAAGGCAGACUAGAGAGCGUGACUAUGGAUGCCAACAAUCUCAGAACACCUUCACUCUCAUUACCUGAGUCAGAACAGGAGUCACUACCUCACAACCACGUCUGUUGCCACAGAAACGGGAGAGUCUCCUGUGCUGGUGUGAGUGGAUCAUUGGCAUGUUUGUAAGCCUGCGUGUGUCCGGAGGUGUUUGUUUUAAAUGUUGUAGUAUACAUCGCCUCUUUGAAAGAGAGUUUAAAUGAGUGUUUAUGUUGUCGGCCAGCUGUCCACUCUAGGGUUUGUAAUCCUCAGGCUGCACCGACAGACGAGUGCUGCCCAUCAAGUUUUUAUGAAACACUUCUCAACAAAGUAAUUAGGCUGCUGUUGGUCUUGGUCUGGGAUUUGCAGCUUACUUGAUGCCACCGCAUGCUCAAAUAAGACACAGAUCCCAAGACAAAUGUAGCUGUUGAUUACCAGACAAUAUUGUACAGUAGAUAAAUGAAGAUAGAGCAUUGCUGUCGUGAACGGACAUAUUUUUUUUAACUCUGCGCCUGCCAGCUGAGAUUCAUACCAGUCACAUUCACACCAGAUGUAAACAAGCAUAGAUGACAGAUGGCAUCUUGUAGCAUGGUGCAGAUUGUCAGCAUUUGGAUCUAGAAAGCAGAGAUUUAGUUGUAUGUAGGCUGGACUUGGUGAAACGGGAAUACACGUUAACCUUGCUCUGCUAUCAUUAGCCAGACUAAGCAAACCAAUGUCAUAUCAGUUGGCAGCGAAUUCCGAUCCUGCUCUUAGCUGUGUUGAGUAGAUCGUGCUCGAAGCAGGCUGUUUUCUGAGUUACAUCAAGACUUUUUGGUUUUUCAGAAUCUGAAUCUCUGAUCACACGACCAGGAAAUAAGUGUCUUUGGAGCAACCCUGGGAUGGGUGUCGUCUCAGCCAUGUCACCCUUCUGAAGAGGGGAUUACAAACCCAUUGGCUAAAUUAACCACACCCCUUGUCCUAACUUAUCUCAACUCCUGCACAUUUCAUGAGAAUUAAGGCUGUAAAUAUGUUCAUUUCUGAUGUGAAAUUGGUCAUUUGAAUUUGGAAACAGCCUCAAGUAAGCAAUAGUUUUAUGUUCUUCCACAUUGACUUCAUGUUUCAUACUCGAUAGGGAUGGGAGUCGAGAUGGUUCAAUCCAUAAGCAUUGUUUACAUUUUAUCGUAAUGAUUCCCUCAACGAUUCCUUUCUACCGGGUGACUUGAAAAAUGGUCUCACGAGAGCCAGUUCUGCGUGAACGAGAACAGAGACUUUGAGGAAAAAAACAUGGUGGCUGGUACAAAAAGUAGGCAGAAACAAUCUAAAGCGUGGCUUCAACUUACUAAGAAAGACGACAACAGUGUGACGUUCAACGUUUGUCGAGUAGUAUUGUGUAUUUCACUUAAUACCAACUGAAGUAAAUGCUGUACAAAUAGUUUGCCAUUUGAUUAUUUUUAGACUCUCACUGAAGGUGGCAUGCGUCUUUCUCUGGUAUCAGAGACUCAAUCAAAAUUUGAGUCUACUUUUUUUUUAAAUCAAAGAAAGGUAUUGGUAAGGAAAUCUCGAAAGAAUUGAAUCAAUAUUACGAAUCGAUAAUGGCAUCGAUAUCGAUAAAAUCGUAUCAAUUCCCAUCCCUGAUACUCGAGAAGUUGUUGCUUUCUUGGUACCCCGAGAAUUAACUAAUUAACUAACUAAAUAAGCAACCUGUCCUCCUUGAAAUUGUAAAGCCAUCCAAACAACAUCUAGAAAAAGACCAUUUGUGUUGUUCAGCUGUGUUGAAAUGAGCUUCAAAUAGACCAGCGAAGUGCCCUACCUGUCCUGAUAUCACAACCCACGGCAUAUAUGAGCUGAGUGGAUGUAUUGUUCCAUCUACUCCAAAUAGGCAUACACAAACUGGUAUUAUUGAUAAAAUACUGUUAACUGCUUGGUUACAUGAUAUGAGGGAACAAACCGAUCAACAAAGCCGUUACAAAUGAGAAUAAAAGAAUAAAGUACCUGCAAGCUACGACAGAGAAAAGUACCCCAGGGUCUGCAAAAACCCCAGUAAGUCAUGUAAGAGAGCUUAACUCUGAGUCAGGCAAAAAGAGUCAGAAGUUGAACAAGUUUUUCUCAUUUUGCACAUGAGUGUUUCCUGCCUGAUUGGUAGCCUUUGUUAUCUGAAGCAGGUCUCAUUAUCCUCUACUUUACCUGACAGCAUAAAUUCACUGUAGACCAUGAUAUUCUCUCAUCUAAUAUCUGUGUAAUCACCACAUAACCAGCCCUCAUAUGAGUCACUGAUCAGUUUCUGUUUGAAUCCCACUUUUGGCAUCAGUCAGUGCUGCUUGAACAAAUAUCUCUUUAUGUCUGUCCCUGUAUAGCCAUGGCCUGAAGACAAGCGGUUGGCAGCCAUACCAGUAAUACGAAUCACACAACAUUAAAAAAAAUCUAUUAUACAGAAGUGGCCUUUGAAAAUAGGAUGAUUAGACAUGCUUAUGUAUUUUAUUGUCUCAACCUGAAAAAGUAGGACUUUGGUGGAGGAAUACAAAGAUUGUCCACAGGGUCCACUGACCGCUGUGAAAGCCCACUUCGACUUACAUUUUUCCACUGAGGUUUCCAUCUGCACUUUUUCUCAUCCAAGUUUCCUUUUUUUUCCCUGAAUUUUCUGAUCCGUAUAUACUUCCUGCUGAUUUCUAUGACAGGUUGCUACAGUGUAUCCCAGCAUGCAUCAGGUGAAGCAAUUCGAAACACCCCCAACAGGUCAUCAGGGGCUACAGAGCUCACAGACUGAUAUGUAAUAACAGUCAGUUUCACUUGAGCUCACACCAAGACUAAAGACCAGUUUAGCAUUUGAAGAGGGGGGGAAUGGGAAUUUGCAUUUGUUGUUACCUUUCAGUCUUGAACUAGCUAAAAUGAACCUUUAUUUUCUUAAAUAAUACAAUCAGACCUUUUUUAAAUGCAGUUUUUCCUCAACUUCAGUAAUUGUUGUGGCAGACAGUCUUUAAUUCCCCGUCAUAGUUUGUGUCUGGUGUUAAUCUUUCCAUUUCUCUUUUAGUCAAAGGCCACAGAGAGGUGCAUUACACAUUAAUAAGUCUGCUCUCAGUUUUGCCUGAGUAUAAAUUAUUCCUAUCUAAUAGCUCUGUGUGGAGUUUAUUGUGUGUCCAUUACAGUUAAAACUCAAUAAGGAGGCAAACCUGUGCAGCAAUAAAGUCCCGAAUUACUCUGGACCUCACAGAUGGUGAAACUUUUAUUCGCAGUAGUUAGUGUUGAUGGUGAAGGUUUUGUAGUAUCCUGCAACUACAGAUGUACCAAUCCAACUUUUAUGCCUCUAUAACAAUACCUUUACUUUAGGUAUCACCGAUUCUGAGCAUAAAAAUGAUGACAUCUAUUGUGCUCUGUGAGGAUCCGACUGACAAUCAUUUGUUUGUAAAGUUGAACUUUUGUAAGUUUCAAAUGAAAAGAAAUAAAUGAUCACUAUCUGCCUCAGUCUCCAACUUGCAAAAGUAUAACUCAGACUCAGCUGUGACAUUACGCUGUGUGCAAAGCAGCAUAAUUCACCUCACACUGCACUGUCCAUUGCUUUCUUUCAUGUCCCUUUUUAAAACGACAGUCAUGUAAACGAUCAACUUUGAUAUUUUUCAACCAUGUGUUUUUCUGUGCCUGACUGAUGAGGGGAGAACAGUUUCUGAAAUCGGUCCAGCACUGAGGGAGAGCGGAGCAGCCGGCAGCCGCAAAACGAGCUAAGACAUAGGCUGUAUCCGAAAUGAAUCACUCAAUCCCUAACCACUGACCCCCAUAUGGGGUUAAUACAGCUGACUAUGUAGUGAGCUCAGUCACCGGAGGUUUCGGACACUACAUGGCGUACCGUUGUGAUGGCACUGCUCAGACUGCCGCUGGAGACGCAAUGCUCUAUGGGAAAUUUUGAGUCGCCUAUUUGUGUCAUUAGAAUUGAUCACUCAGUUUCGGACACCCCUCAAAAUGGCGCUAACCCCCAUAUAGUCGCCUAUAUAGAGGUUAGGGAUCCAUUUCAGGCACAGCCAUAGUUUGACCAGGCAGCUGUGCAUCUUCAAACCGCGUCCGUGACUAGCACUUUAUUUCACCUAUGACAGGCUCAGAUUUUUAUCUGUCCGGGGAAUACAACGGCACGGGUUUCCCUUACCUUCCACAGACUGGCCAGUCUGUGUGCAACUGAAUCUCCUUGUGGAGAAGUGUCGGUCUGACGUCUUGCGAGAUCUCACUUGUUGCAGGAAGAGUCAGUAUAUGUAGGUAUGAAAAUCAAGUUGGUGCAUCUCUACCCAAAACUUAAAAUGAACUUUCUUCUCUCUCAUAUCUUCUUUUAUUCUUGAUAUGCUCGUGGUCCCUCACAGUAAUUAAUUUUGGGUUUAUAAGUUAGUGCUCAAUCACUGCCAAUAGCCUCGAACAUCAUGUUAUCACACAGCUUUCAUGGGCUAAUCUUCACCACUGAAGCAGAUUUUUUUUUCUUGCAACCAACCAGAAUCUGAAAGGCAUCAGAGAGUUCCUUCUAAAGUUCAUGGCAUCUCAAAACAAACCCAACAGUGUAAAGUCGAGCUGUGGAGUACACUGUGUGAAAUGGUCUGUGAAAUGCAUCAACAGCACCACUGAUGGUUGGGCGACAUCUGUGUCCGGCUUGUGUUUGAAAACCUGUAAUUUAUCGUAGUGAGUCCCCAAAGUUUCAGCCAUAAUCGUUUUUGAGUUUGGCAGCAAAACUCUGAGCUGUUUAACUGUGAAAGCAGUUUUAAGUACAGGUUUUGGCAGUGAUGGAUUCUUUAAUGAAAUAGAUGUAACCCCUUUAGUACGCAGUUGCAUCUCUAUCACUCAGCGUGUUUUUAAGCUGUAAGUAAAAAUGUUCAAAUUGCUAAAAUGGUGUUUAGCUGUGACUGAACAUCAGAUGCAGUCAUCACAGAAUGUGUUGAAAACCCAGGAUCAUCUUCACACUCAUUUUUCAAACCACUUGUGCGUCUCCCCCUGAGCUGAAACAGAUGUAUGAUACAUUGUGAAAACCUGUUGGUUUCUACAAGAGAAAUCAGAGCGCUGCAGUCUAAUUGCCAUUAACAUACACAGUGUAGGUCCAGCCUCAGGAUUCAGCUCUGUGUGGGGCAAUAAUUGAUUGUUUCCUGGGAAAUUAGAGCAGUUUUGUAGUGAUGUUAUUCCCUUCUCUAUGCUUUUGUUGCUCUUAAUCUGUGAAUUAUUACAGCUAAAUCACUACCUUAACUUUAAGGCACAUGUUGUGGCGGGGAAAUCCCUUUGGGGCCCCAAGGUGCUCUUUGUCGUGGUUUCUGGAUUCAUAACGAGACUGCAAACUUUUGAACCAGAAAAACAUUUUAACUUCACUGUAACUUUGUCACCCUCUGCUGGACUUUUGGUGGAACUACAAAUAUACCCACUUCAGCAUGUAACGCAGGCUGUGCCAUGGCUGCAUCCAUAGUUCAAUAUACUUAUAUAAUGGACUUAAAAAGGACAGUGUGUCUUUUUUUUGGUCACAUCAAAGUAUUUCGGAUUGCAGCUUUCCAGGAGUUAAAUAGUUAAUUGAAAACCUAAGACUUUAGCCCAUUUUUAAUCUAUUUUUUUGAAACUUUGCCAUAAAAUUACAUGAUUUGUAAAUAUUUUUUCUGCCUCAGGCCAAGAAAAAGAAUCAUUUAGUACAGCCAGUUAACAAUUCUUACUCUCCUACUAUUUGUGUCCUGUUAUAUGUUGUUGUCAUGCUGUUAAAAUACGGCUUUUUGCAUUAACUGCUUUGAUUGCUGUCGUCUUCAUUUAGUUUUAUUUGUCCACUUUUUAAGUUCUUGCUAAUUUAAAGCUAAUCUACCAUCAAAGAAAAUAAAAAUAUAAUCAAUUCUUGAACUUUUGAUUUGUCCUACAAACCUUGUGAGCUCAUCCUGGACUGGUGUUGUUGUUUGGACAUGACAAAGAUGAAUGAAUUGUUUGUCAGUCAAACUUUUAGCAUUGCUGGAGUGCAGCUCCAGGUGUUCUAGUGAGUCAGAUGAAUUGAGCAUCAUCGUUGGUGUCAGGUGCAGCUGGCUGACUUGGACCAAACUGUUGUAACAUAGACCUCCACUAGAGGGCAGCAAGAAAUGCAAUUUCACCUUAGACACUGUGAGAUAAAGUGAAAUAAAGCUCACAUUUAAGCUCAUGAUUAUGAUUCAGUAAAAAUAACUCACAGGUAACUUUUCAUAACUAGACUGGGGAUUGAUUCCUUAAAUUCAUUACCCAUUAGCAGAGGCAGUAUAAUGAAAACUGGUAGAAAAGACUGACCCUGACACCACCUCUUCAUCUCAUGUUCCAGAAAUAAGUUUAUAAUCAGUGCAAUACCAGAAAUACAGUGGAUACAUUUUUUGUCCACAGCUUGCUUGAAACAUUUUGAAUAUAUGCAUCCAGUUGUGUGUAUGUUGACCGUCACAGUAUUUUUCAUGCAUAACAUCGCCCGUCAGACAUGUUUUAUUUGCAGAACCUCCUGUAUGCAGCAACAAUGUUCCAGCAUUAUAAGACCCUCUGGGAGAAGCAUCAGUGUAAGAAUGUAAAGAGGGCUGGGGUUCUCAUUUUAGAUGCACACAGCAAAGAUUGUGUGUCUCAUGUUGUGGUUUGGUGAAAGUAACGUGGGUUUAAUUUUCCCUGACAGCAAUGUGAGGAGCAGCUGAAUUAGCAUUGUGGGAAAUCAUUAUUGUGGCCUUCAAUUAUUUAAUUCUGUGUUAUAUUUAGAUGUAGUUUGGGGCCUGGUGGUUUUUCUGCAAACAGUGAACACACUACUAUGCGGCGUUAGUGUGCAUUAAAUGUGCUUUCACUAGAGGGACACUCGCAGGAAUGUGCUCUGGAUGUAGAAACUUAAAAUAUUCUAGAUGAUUAUGACAGUAAGCCUUUUUUUUUUUGCAAGUUUAAAGAAAAACGCCUCACACACUGCAAGGCUCCAAUAAUCCAGAAAAUUUAGUUCACCACUUUUUUUGGAAUAACGGAGCCCUGCAGUGUGUCAGCUGUUUUUCUUAAGUCUGUUUUGUGGGAUAGUACUUAUGCUUGACUCAGCACCUGCCCUCCUGGGUUUGGAUGUCUGCUUACUCUUUUUUGUGACAUGGGAUAGUUUGAUCCCUUAGGCGAAUAUUGGGGAUGCACAAUCUAGAUUUUGUUGCGCCAGUAGCCAUAACCAUGAAUUUUGACUCUUCAGUUAGCAGUUAUUUUCUCAGUUAAUGCAAUAAUGCCCCUGUUUGAGUCUUUAUCCGACCACAGAGCCGCCAGACUAAGCAGACUUGAUGGACUCAUGUCAGAUGUUUAUAUGGUAAAACUUAUGUCACUGAUGUCGUGUUGAGUUCAAACUUUUUUCUCACAUUAUCCUCCUUUUUUUUUCUCAUUGACUGUGUGGAAAUGUUUUGUGCAGUUGCAGUGAAUCGAGCCGUUAUGUACAGCUCUAAAACAAAAACUAACAUUUGAAUAUUCAGCUCAAACCUAUGCAUGAGAAAAGAGAGAAAUGUUGGGCAUAAUGAAGCUUCUGCACUUUUCUAUCCUGAGCUUUUCCCCUGGCUCAUGUGGAGUGUUGUUGCAGGUUACAGGUGUGUGCUGGUAGAGAACGUGAGGUGCAGGAGGCAGCAUGGUGAAGGCCCAGAAGUCAGCUGGGAGGAAGAGCUCUCUCUGUCAACACAGACAGGUACUGGAACAAAAUAACAGUGUCUGGAUGUUAUUGUGUGGUCUUCAUCUCUUCAAAAUAAGAUUUAACUUGAUCACCACUUGUGCGGUCUGUCAUUUUCACAGCCACUGUCAAAUCUCAGCAAAUUAAUAAUUGGUGAGUUUUAAUAAUUGGUCAGAGAAAGUGCUCUUUUUUUACAGUCAAAUAGCUGUUUGUAUCCACACAGUUUUAACACUUUAUACCAGGGAUGUUUUGAUGUGCACUUUUUGAUCCCGACCCUGAUCCAGGUUUUAAAAACAGAGAAUCUGCUAAUACCCAGAACUGAUCCAAUAAUUGUAUUUCCUCUGAAAAUAUCUGAUAUGAUAGCACACAUUUUCUUAUUCUAUUAUGAAUGAUCAGAUUUGACUUGUUAUGAGAUUAAACCAGAAUUAUAAUAGAAUCAAAAGUCACAAUAUUUACUGUACUCACCUGUCUUCAUAUCUUGGAUCCACCAGCGUCACAUUUAUGUACAGCUGAUCAGUCUCAACCUGUCUGAAGCAGAGCAUGACCUCUUGAGUGCUUUUCAUCGUCUUCUUGAUUCCCUCGCCAGUGUUCUGCUCCAGGGAAAGAAAGUGUUUCAGAGCCAUAAGGGCAUGAAUCACAACAACCUCGGUUGCAUCCAUCACACCUACAGCUCUUAUUAGCUCUUGAAAGAAUAAAAUCGUGACCCUUUUCCCUGUUCAGUGCCCACUGGUUUGCUGUCAGUGGACCUGGGAGUAGCUCUGCUGCUACAGCCUAAUGAAAUGAUUAAUGCAUAUCUUGCAGGUGGCUCAUGGAUAGGGCUGGGGGAUAAACUGAAAAUUUACACAUACCCAAAUUUAUGACAAUAAGCGACAUCAUUUUGCCCAAAUCGGUAUAUUCGGUGUCAAAAAAAAUAAAUAAAUAAAACUUGAUUUUGGAUGUGUGUAGGUAGGCUAUAAUCUCAUGUCCCAUUAAGACCCUGUCCAAUGUCAGAGACAUCAGACACUCCACCCCAUCCAGUCUGUAACAAAGAGAGAAAGACAGGUGAGGAGACGGAGGACGGUUCAAAAGUUGUAGUGACUGGAGCGGCGGCUGAAGAAGACAAAGUUAAUCUGGGAGGGGAUGAGCAGCUUGUGGAGUAGUUAUCAUCCAUUUAUCAUUAUCAAGGUGAACUGCUCAAUAUAUUGUGAUAUUGAUUUGAGGCCAUAUCGCCCAGCCGUACACAUGGACUAAUAUUUCAUGGCAUUUUAGCCACGGUAUUAUUAAUACUGAGUUACUUACAAAUUUGCACGUAGGGUAAAGAAUUUGUGAGUAACUUGUAGGGGCGAGAGAAAAAAUCGAUACAGCAUUGUAUCGUGAUAUUUUGUCUGGUGAUAUAUCGUAUCUCCUCAUUUACCAAGCAUCGAUUUAUUCAAUUAAUUAUUAACGUGAAGUUAAAUCUAUGAUAAUGGAAAAAUAAAAUCAACUGUUUGUCCAGUGAGGUUAGCAGAGGUGACAUCAUGGAGCAGAAGAAAGUUAGAACAACAAAGAUAUAAAAGGUUUGCAAGAUGUGCGAUUUGAAAACAUAAUAUUGUGUGAAUAAGACAAACAUAAAGGAAAGACAAAUGCUAAAUUAGCUAAACAGUUGAAAAUAUUGUAUAGAGCGCAAUAUAUUGUAUCGCUAAACUCACUAUAUUGCAGAAUACUAAAAAUCACAAUAAUAUCGUAUCGUGGCCCAAGUAUCGUGAUAAUAUCGUAUUGUGGGGCCACUUGUGAUUCCCACCCCUAGUAAAUAGUAAAAUCCAGGCCAUCACCUCCAGUCAUCUUGUGCACCAAUCAGCCAUGGUUUUAGUUCAGCUUUUUUAAUUUUCAGUUUUUUUUCCAUUUCAUGAGCUCAAACUUUCCCACAGAGCAGAGCUGGUUGAGAAGGGUCUGUGUGGCUUAAAUGGCUUAUGAAUUUUGUACUGCACAGAUGGCGUCACUGAGCAUGUAUUACAUGCCGUUAAGCUAUUUUGUAAUCAUUUGAUGCUGCUGGGAUAUGCACGGUAUGUUUGUGUGUUUAUGUGUAAGUGUGUAAAAAGGGGUGACACAAGUGUCCAAGUGGCCCACUUGUCCUGUGGUGAUGUGCUGUAAUGUGCCUGAAUGGUGGAGUCAUUUAUCCCUCUUCAAGGGCAGCAGGGACAGACAGACACAGACAGAGAGAAAAUGAGGAUAAAUUGGUGGGUGGGAGACCAGGAAAGAUUGGGGAUUUGGAGGGAAAAAAAAGGAGGUCUGGUCAGGAGAAACGCGCACACGCUCACACACACUCAGUGAAGCACAGAUGGAUGUAGUGCACACAAUAACGGGCCAGUGUGGAGUCACUUAUCUGCUGAAGGGUGGGUUUGUGCGACAAGGUUAAUGUCUCCCUGCAAGAUCUGUGGACGCUCGGGAGACAUGACAGACACACGUGCACACACACACACACACACACAUACACACACUGUCAUUCUCUCCCUCACCUGCUGUGACCCUUCACUCUGCUGCCCUACAGUAUGCACUUUUUUAUUUCAGCAAGCAGUGAAAACCCACCAUUCCUUUAUUGGAAUCAUGCCACAUUACUAAUUUAUAAUCAGAUCUCUGAGCUUUGUGUCAGACUCUCCAGUGUUCCUAAUGUUUAGGAGGUUACACUUUCUCAGCUGAUAAAGAAACAUGGUGAUGUUCCGGAUAAUGAAGCUUUAGUAUGCAAAAUUGAUGCUGACAAAAUCUAAAAUCAAGAUAAGGGUAACGUCCUCCUAAUUAGAUUUGUUAGCCUUCCUUCCCUGAAUGUCAGUGUUUUUCAUUUUGGCGCCACCCUGUGGAAGCCUCGACAAAGUCUGAUCACCCACAAAUCUGACCCUGGAGAACAUAGGAACAUUGACUUUGCCAUCUUUUCCCUCUUGUGCUCUAACUUCUAGUUUAGUUGUUAUCCGGUGAUAUUUUUGAAGUCAGUCCAGCUUUUCUCCUUGGCUCAUGCUUUCAUGUCUUGCUGUGUUCCCUCCAGAGUGGUGGUGA
Messenger RNA from Xyrichtys novacula (pearly razorfish), 15176 nucleotides. Lineage: Eukaryota; Metazoa; Chordata; Actinopteri; Labriformes; Labridae. The record is from the annotation of a GenBank genome assembly.